AUGGCGGACGACGGAUACCGGAGCACAGGCGCGGGGAACGUGCCCGCGCCGACAGAGGCAGACGCCGGGACGACGUACGCGGAGGACCAUGAACGAUGGGCGCUUUACGACUACAGCGGCCUGCGAGCGCCGUUGGCCGACGAAGACAUGCAGAGCUUGUUCCACCGAUGUGGCUCGCAGCAAGCCGGUCACGGCGACACGCGUGACGAUGCAGUCACUGGAUGCUGCGGGCCCGCCGUGUUCAUUCGAGGACUGGAGCCUCGUGAAGAGCAGCAUCGAGCGCGCUCCGUGAGCGCGCUGGCGAAGCAAAGUGUCAUGGGUACAAUCGCCCGCGACCUGACGAACCUGCGUGGGGGUGUCUUCUAG
This is a messenger RNA of Phytophthora sojae, 366 nucleotides long. RefSeq lists its product as hypothetical. The transcript has 3 exons. The record is from RefSeq and is a predicted model, not a curated record. Lineage: Eukaryota; Oomycota; Peronosporomycetes; Peronosporales; Peronosporaceae. The coding region runs from base 1 to 366 and encodes 121 amino acids.